CACGCUGCUCCACUCUUUCGUGCCUUCACACUUUCUAUUAAAAGUUUCACUUUCUCCGGCCAAAUUCCACUAUCUUUUGUUCUUUCCCAGUGAACAUUAAGAAUGGCGGAAAAAGGAGGAAAAGGGUUUUCUCUACCAAAAAAUGGAAAGUCUGCCCUCAAAUCUCCUGCUUCCAAAGGGAAGGAUGAUAUCUCAGCGAAAUCAAAAAGAGGAAGGAAAGUUCAGUUUGAUUCUGAAGGAUCACUGGAUACCAAUUUCACAAAAUCGAAUGGAAAAGCUGAUCAACCAUCUUCCAAAGGUGUUUCCGGCAAAGGCGGUAAAGGAGAGAAAGCUGGCAGUGCUGGUAAAAGUCAAACAGCAAAAGCACCUGGUCCUUUGGAGCUUAGAGUUGAACAAGAACUUCCGGACAAUACGGCAUGCCUGAUGGACUGUGAAGCUGCUGAUAUUUUGCAAGGAAUCCAAGAGCAAAUGGUGGUAUUGUCUGAAGAUCCAGCUAUAAAACUACCUAUUUCAUUUGACAGGGGAUUGGCCUAUGCACAAAGGAACAGGCUUUACGAUAAUCCCGAGAUUGUCAAACAAAUACUCAAACCUCUAAAGGAGCAUGGUGUUUCCGAUGGGGAGCUCUGCAUGAUUGCCAACUUUGCCGUGGAAUCUGUUGAAGAAGUAUUUGCUCUUGUUCCCUCACUUAAGACUAAAAAGAGCAAGCUGAGAAUUCCCCUCAAGAAUGUCUUGGGUGAACUAGCCAAACUUAGAAGGCCAGCGUAAAGGGGGCUCAAAACGAGCAUUAUAUGGUAUGUUUGUGGUCAGGUAUCUGUACAGGGUUCUGCAUUAUCGCUAAAGGGCAUGUCCGACAGUUUAGGCGACCAGCAACAGAAGUUUUCUUUCUUAUUUUACCUGUCAUUUGUUCUGGUUAUUAGCUAGGAUUUUCAGCGGCAGUGUAAAUCUGUUGAUCGCGUCGUUCUUCUCUUCUGAUUCCCAAAAGAAAAUGCCCUCUAAUUGAAUGACUCUUUCCUGCCAAGAAACAACAAACGGAUGAAAAAAGUAAAAGUUGUGUUUCCUAGUAGCUAUUGAAAACAUUGCCAAAACUUGAUGCAGAAACCCCCCCCAAAAAAGACUUGAUUUUAGCUAUAUUGUUGUGCUAAUGCAUAAGAUUUUGGUGAGAUAACUGAAUCUGAGGCCAUGAAUGAUUGAAGAAUGAAGAAGUUUACAAAGU
This is a messenger RNA of Nicotiana tabacum (common tobacco), 1213 nucleotides long. RefSeq names its product DNA-directed RNA polymerases IV and V subunit 4. Gene Ontology annotation, molecular function: nucleotide binding. Lineage: Eukaryota; Viridiplantae; Streptophyta; Magnoliopsida; Solanales; Solanaceae. Gene Ontology annotation, biological process: DNA-templated transcription initiation. The record is from RefSeq and is a predicted model, not a curated record. Gene Ontology annotation, cellular component: RNA polymerase complex.